GGCGGCGCCGAACACCAGACAACGACCUACGUGCCACUUCUACGGAGAACGGGCGAGACGGAGAGACAUUAAACGACGUUUCUACAUAGUUGAGCACCCGGAGCGCCAGCCGGGCGCCAUACACGUCGCAAGGCAAGGGAGGGGGGUUUGCCACGGUAAUGGAUAAUGGACGAGAGGCAGGAACCAGUGAGUCAUUUGAGCCAGUGAUCGCGGCGAGCGGACGGAGUUUAUGGAAUGGCCGUUCGACGUCAAACGGCCGUCGUGGCAGCACCGGCAGCAGCGGCAGCAGUGGCAGCACAGACCGCGGAGAUCCACAAGCAGGCUCUGAUGUUCUCCUACAGCAGCCACAAGAGCAACGGCAACAGCAGGCCCAGCGGGUUGAUGACAGUAACGUGCAGCAACAGGACCAGCAAACCAAAGCUCCCAUCAUGAAGCACUUGCCGGGCGAGGAGAAGAGCAGCGAGAAUGGGGCAGGUGGCGAGGACAGCAGCAGCAGAUGCAAUGAGAAGGGAGAGGAAAGGCGUGAGGUGGGCUGGGCACCAACAACGACGAACAAGUUCUCGCCAAUGGCGGAGACGGCAGCAGCGUCUUUCGUCCUGAAAGCAGAUGACAGCGCCCAGGUAAAGGACGACGCAGGCAAGCGCGUGUCGUCCCUUACGCGCUACACGUCCAUGCCGCUGUUGAGCGCAGGACCGCACUCCUCCCACAAGCGAGGAAGCUCAGCAGGGGCUUCCCUGACGUCCUUGCUCGGGCCGAACGAGCCAACGCACCACGAUCAGCAGGAACAGCAGCAGCGGCGGCACCAACCGCAGCAGCACAACAUGGUCUUAAUGACGCCGAGGAGGGGGGGGCGCGGCACGGCCACGACAACACCGAACUCCCGGCCCAGAAACCGCAAGAUGCCCUCCAUGCUCGGCAUGCUGCAGAACGCGCAAGACCAGGCAGCGUCACCCGUGUCUACGCUUAGCAGCAAUUCCCACUUUCUCAGCGACAGCAGCCUUGUUGUAGGGGCCGGUGAUGACGAGUCUUCGGCAGCUGCUGCCACCGCUGAUAGGGGUGCCACCGCUGGAAACGAUCCAGCGGGUCCAAGGAGCACCUCACGACGCAUGAAGAUGUUGACUUUUGGCGGGGGCGGGGGGACAUCACAAACCACCACGCGCGCGGCCGGGAACAAAGGAGGGGAGCGACCGCUGUUGACCCCGCUGUCGAUUAACCGGACGCCCAAUUUCUACCACGAGGAAACGACCCCGGCGGUCGGCCCUACAAAGCGACUACGGGACAAGUCCGUGCGUUUCAUUCAGCGGUUGCCGGGGCCCAGGCUGCUCAUGCAGGUCCUCGAGGAAGAAAUCGACCCCAAGAACGUGCGGCUCACGACUCAGUCCGAGCCGGUCAUCUUGAUGGAAGUGAUGCCGGCAGCCCUCGUGGUCUCCCUGCUGGUCUUGACCUACCUCGUCUUCGCCUGCGGUGUGGUCCUCAUCGUGCGGUUCCACCUCCGCGGGACCUCUACCCUCGCCAUGGGUCCGGGGGCAGGGAACGGGGCAGGCGAGCUAUGCGCGUGGGGCUCAUCCUCCACGGCCACCGUUACCACCAGCGGGGGAGAAGGAGACAUUUUCAUUAUCGGAGCUGACGGCCCCGACCCGCACUCCCCGUCCGCCGCAGGAUGCACGGUGCGUUCCCCGGGCCUGUCGGAGCUUUCCCUCGAUUCACCCCUUCUGUCGUCAUCAUCGUCGACCUCGUCCUCCUUGACGGAUGCUGAUGAGGAGCGGUACGGAGCGGUGUUUUCCGGCCAGUUUUCGGGCAUGACGGACCUAUCCGGGAGCGUCUCCCUGCACGUAUCGUUUGCCGACACCGAGGUACAAGAGUCUCUGCCCGACCCGGCCACGGUAGACAUCGCUUUGGAGGCGUGCGUGGCAGGGGUGACGGCCGGGGUAGGUGACAGCACGGGCCAGGCGGUUCUGGAGUGGGGCGUCUGCGAGGAGGGCUGGCAGCCUGUGCUCCUUCCCGAAAAUCGCGGGUACACCAUGUUCAACUUCUACCAGAACCAGGAGACCAUCCGAGGGCAAGCUCUCGUUCGCCAGUAUCGGGUCCAGGUUGGUUUUGUUUCAUCCACUACCAGCUCUAGCAGCACCGGCGGGAGCAGUGGCGGCACCGAGGAGCCUUUCAGCUUGAGCGAGGCUAGGUGGUCCCUUGAGUACGAAACUGGCGCGACAGAGGAGUGGGCGAAGAUUGUCCUAGCGGUCGUGCUGGUGUGCUGGGUACCUGUUUGGCUGGCGUGGUGCUGGACUGUGUUCUACAAGAACGGGGAGGGCGGAUUCAAGAACGCCUUGCACGAGCGGAAAUGGCUGGCUUUCAUGGGUCUCGCGGUGGCGCUCUACCUAAAUCCGAUCAUGGUGGUUGGCAACUUCGUCGCUCCCGGGUCCGCAUCGUGGGGGCUGGCCAGCGAGAUGUCUCUCAGCGUCGCAGUGGCGGUGUUUCUGGUGGUGGCCCUCUGUAUCGCUGACGGGGUGGGCAAGGACAGGGUGGGUGGCGGCGCCGGGGGGUCCCUCGGCUUCUACGUCCCUAAGGUGGUGUUUGGCGUCUUGACCCUGGCGCUUAUGCUGCUGGUGGACCUCACGAGCUUCCCCACCCUCACUGCGAUGGAUCGCGGCUCUCUGUUGGCGGUACAGAACUGGCCUGAAUCCCAGCGGCACGCUUUUGCAGGGGUGGCGUCCGCGCGUAUCUUCAUGGUGAUGCUGUGGGCGGUGUGGAUGUUGUGCCGCAUCUACAUCUCGGGCUGCCUCUUGAGGAAGCUUCCCUACGUGCCGAACCGAUACCAGCAGCUGUCAUACAGAUUCUUCGCCCUCCAGGCGUUCUUGCUGGGUAUCGUGUACGUGACGUUCGCUCUUUGGCGGCUGAUUGACAUCCUCAACGACGACUUGGGCGGAAACACAGUGGCCGCCGAAUUCAUGCUCUUCAUUAAGACCAGACAGGACCACCUCGGAUCGAUGUCGACCUUGUGUGCGUACGCCCUGCAGCUGCUUCUGCUCUUCCUGCCAUCGUCGUUCAAGGAGUCGAAGCUCUUCAGGGAUAUCGCUGUGCGCUUCGUCUACUUCGAAGAACAAGUGCCGGUCGCCAAGAGCAAGAGGAGGGGAGGAGGAGCAGUGGGGGUCGAGGGCAACGCCGGCAGUGGCCAGGAAGGGGACGAAGACCACAUUUUCCAGGGCGGAGCCUUGAACCCGUGGGAUACCUCGAAAACGUCCCCGGGGGAUGUCGGGAAGGAGGAUGAGGAAGACAAACCUCUGUUCUGCGUAGAGACUGCCGCGUGGCUCUUGGAACUGGCGUGGGAAGCUUACAACGACCCGAUAGGGUUCGAGAACCCAAACAACUACCACUUCGGGGUGGCGGACUUCGCGCGGAUGGGGUUCGAGCUGGUGCGGCACAUUCACAACGUCCAGCACGACACUCACUGCUUCAUUCUCAAGGACGUACCGAGAGGGCGUCUCGUGGUAACGUUUCGGGGAUCAGUCGGGACCAAACACUGGAUGGACAAUCUGAGGUAUGCUGAUCCGGCCUGAUGAAGACAGUUGUAUAUGUGAAGUUGCCUCAGUAUGGAUCAUUUUAACGCACUCCUUUGCCCAAGCGGGAACGCCAUUUUGGAGAUAGUUGUUUUCAGUGUCAAUGGUCGCGGUGUGGAGCAGUUUGAGGUUUGUGUGUAUGCAUUGAUCCUGGGGUGUACACGUGCAGACCGUUUUUCCGAACAUGGAGGAUGCAGAGACACCGGGGUGCAGCAGUAAGCGCAUGGUAACAUAUCAUGGCGAAAAAGAUUCACAUUCCCCGUGAGAAUUUUUGUGGAAAGACCAGGCGGGAUCAUAAAGGAGGAAGACCAGGUAGCAUUGCUUUGAACCGUCCUUCUGUUCCGCUCGUAUUUCGCGGUUCUGCAAGAAGGGUUCAAGCCUUUCCCUUCCCUCGUAUACCGAGAAGAAAUUGCUUCGGAAUUGGUCAUAUACGUACAGUUAAAAGUAAACAGUAUUCCUUGUGGUACCGGGCGGGGUAUCUCCCAAAACUCCCUGGUAUCUAAGUUAUGAGUCCCAUCAAGUCGAUUGUUGAAUCACGUGUCGCCAACGAUGUGGUUACGAGUGCCGCACGAUGAAUCGUUCGGCGUUGCUCAAGAAUGACACCCUGCAAGCGUCACGUCCCAUGACCUAUGCAACUUGUUGUCCUUGUUCGGAGAUAUCUCUGACAUUCUUUCUACCAUGUGGUGUGAUAGCUUCUCAUCCGUGUUUUUUUUUGAUGCCAUGGAGUAGGGGGGAGUCCUCAGUAGAGCCUGCGAGGUGCCUGCCACAGUGGACAGGGAUGGGGAAUCCUAGUUGUUUCGCCCUCUGGAUCGUGCCGGGGGCAGGCUCUGGUACCAUGAAGACUCUAUAUGCAAGAUUUAUGGCACACUGCGGCACUGCGGAGCCAUCACGCACAGUACCUAUGUUCCACUCCGCACUUCCGCCCCACC
This is a messenger RNA of Ectocarpus sp. CCAP 1310/34, 4483 nucleotides long. The record is from the annotation of a GenBank genome assembly. Lineage: Eukaryota; Phaeophyceae; Ectocarpales; Ectocarpaceae.